AUGGAGCAAGAGGCCAUAGAAAGACUUGGAGAAAUGCGAAAGCGUGUUGCCCAGAUACCACCCAUUUUUGUAGAACCCACGCAUUUGUACGAUAUUGCUAAGGCCCGUGUGGAGACAGAAAAGGAGAUCAUGCGGAUAUUGAAGGAUACAGGCGUGGACGUUGGGACGCUGACGGCUAUAGUGAGUGGUGACAGUAAGGAGUCCGCGGAUGUCGGCGGGGCUACGACAACCAUAGAAACUACUAAUAAUGCUUCUGAUGCAGGGGUCACGACGGCAGUAGAGCCAAAGAAUGAAGAGGAAUCAAAGAUGGAAGGGCCUUCCACAGCGAAGGAGCGAGGGGAAAAGAGGAGUGACAGUGACACUGGUAGCAGCAGCAGCACCAGUAAUAGUAGCAAGACCGCAGCCCAUGAAGGAAAGGGUGGCUACGAGGAUGAUUUUGAGAUCAGUUCGGCCUCUUCGACAGCAUCGGUAUAA
This is a messenger RNA of Trypanosoma rangeli, 474 nucleotides long. RefSeq lists its product as uncharacterized. The transcript has a single exon. The record is from RefSeq and is a predicted model, not a curated record. NCBI's taxonomy places the organism in Eukaryota, Euglenozoa, Kinetoplastea, Trypanosomatida, Trypanosomatidae. The coding region runs from base 1 to 474 and encodes 157 amino acids.